Molecule: messenger RNA, 1326 nt
Organism: Schistosoma intercalatum
Lineage: Eukaryota; Metazoa; Platyhelminthes; Trematoda; Strigeidida; Schistosomatidae
Source: the annotation of a GenBank genome assembly
GAAAUAUGGCCUUUAUUUUAUGGUUACACAAAUAAUUGAAUAUACACUUAACCAUAUUUUUAACUAGUUAUCCACUACAGUUAGUGCAGUUACGUGUCUAGAAUAUCUGGAAAACCUGAAAACAUAUUGUAACAUAUAAAGCGCGUCUAAAAAAUCAUUGGGUUUUUAUGCUUGUUCGUUAAGAGGAUAUUGGACACUAGCAAAUGGCGGAGUCAUUAAGUUUGCAGAGAGAUAUUAAUAGAGUGUUGGAGUUGUUGGAAAUACUUCAGAGAUGUCCUGAAAUACAACCGUCAAAGUUGGCAGCCCUACAGCGCAUACUGCAGUCAGACUUUUGCGACAUGAUUCGUGAAGUUUAUGAGCAUAUAUAUACAACUGUUGAUAUUAAUGGGUCGGAAGAAGUGAAAGCAAGUGCAACAGCCAAAGCUACUGUCGCAGCUUUGGCUGCAAGUGAAGGACACGCUCAUCCACGUGUCAUAGAACUACCAAAAACUAAUGAAGGUCUAGGUUUCAAUGUUAUGGGUGGUAAAGAACAAAAUUCACCUAUUUACAUAAGUCGAAUUAUUCCUGGUGGUGUUGCAGAUCGUCAUGGUGGUUUAAAACGUGGUGAUCAAUUGCUAUCAGUAAAUGGGAUUUCUGUGGAGAGUGAACAUCAUGAAAGAGCUGUUGAACUUUUGAAAUUAGCACAAGGUACUGUGAAACUUGUAGUAAGAUAUACACCACGUAUUCUUGAAGAGAUGGAAGCACGUUUUGACAAGCAAAAAGCUCGACGUCGGCAACUUAGUUAAUACAAAUUUGGAGGUGUGUAUGCAUAAUGCUGUGCUGUAUCACUCACUAGAUUAUUUAGACUAACAGUACAGGUUGAGUUGUCCAAUAACUUUCUUCAAAUAGUUUGUUUUUUUCAACUCUGUCUUUCUAUUCUAACUUGUUACAUUCUCAUUAGGAUUUGUAUAUAAUUUGUUGUUAAUAUUAGUUUUUGAUCAUUUUGUUGAUUUUCAAUUUUUCAUUAUACUCUGUUUUAACAUGCUGUAGUCAUUUAGACAAAAUAUUUAAUUCUUACGUAACAAUGAUUUCGAUGACUUUAAAAUAGAAUAUUUGUCAAACUAUAAUUCAGUCAUUAAUCAUUUAUUUAUUUAUGAAAUUACAACUUAAGUUAUUGAAGUAGGCUUGUAAGCAUGAUCACUUGGUUUUUGAUAACUUAUGUUGACUGGUUAUUGCUUCUAAAUGUCUCUUAUUAAAAUGUAAUUAUGCGAAUUUCAUGGAUUAUGCUGAGACAUGUACAUGUAUGAUAUAUGAUCACUUCAGCUGUGAGGAAAUAACAAUGGUAGA